Messenger RNA from Insectozyma verbasci, 921 nucleotides. Lineage: Eukaryota; Fungi; Ascomycota; Pichiomycetes; Serinales; Debaryomycetaceae. The record is from the annotation of a GenBank genome assembly.
AUGAAUGGACAAACAGAAGAACGAAAGAGAUUAAGACAGUUGAUAAAUGCAGAUAAGAAAGAAAGGUUGAUACAACGGCAAGAGGAAUAUAUAAAACAUCAUGAUACCAAUAGCAAAUCAUCAACAAAUUCAUCAAAUUUCAAUGAAAAAUGCUGUGUCUUAGCUAUUAAAUUAUUUGAUGGUAGUACUAUAAAACAUGAAUUUAAUCAAGAAGAUACCCUAAUAAAGGUAAGAGAAUGGCUAGAUAAUGAAAUAGAAGUAAUACCUUCAAAUAAAAGUAUGCCAUCGUUUGCAACUAGAUCAUAUCCAUAUCCAACUGGUUAUUUAUUUCAUAGGCCAAUAUUACCAAGAAUGACGUAUAAUGAAGAACAAGAAUCAAAGAAUCUUUUACAUUUACAACUAACUCCUAGAGCAAUAUUAAUUUUAAAACCAACUUAUGACGAUGAAGAUUCAUUAUCUCCAAAACCAGAUACAUCGAGCUCAGGAUAUUUUAAAAGAGUUUAUAAUGUAAUUUGUAACUUGAGUUCUGCCUUAAUUUCAUUUUUCGAUUAUGGUGUAGAUACAAAUUAUAAUAAUAAUAAUACUACUACUUCAGAAGAACCAAUAAAUUUAACACAACCAAUUAUUCAAUCACCUGGGUUUGUUUCAUUAAGUGAUCGAUCAGUUUCAUCUUCAUUAUUAAAUAUUCAACAUCCUGAAGAAGUGGAACAACAACAACAACAACAACAUAAUUCCCCGAAGAUUUAUCAUAAUGAAAAUUUUUCACAAGACUCUUCACUACAUUUAUCAAAUUUUACAAGUAGAUCGCCAACACCAAGACCAUUAUCGUCAAGUAGAGUUCAAACAUUACAUGAUGAUGAAAGAAUAGAUACAUAUAAUGGUAAUAGUAUAAAUUUAAACGAAAGAGAUGAAAAUGAUUAA